AUGAGUAACUUUGAGUUGUUAUCGGACCGUAUGGAGAAAGCCCGUCUGCAGAGACGAAGAAACGAUGAGAGUGAGAGGAGAGAGAGGAUUUUUAACCAUAAAGUCAGGACUAUCGGGGUUGACAAAGACGCCCUGGACCUGCAGAUUAAAGAAAAACAGAGACAAGAGGAGGCAGAAAAAGAGACACAAGACACUUAUGAUGCUGAAAUUCUCCAUGACAGCAAAAUGUUGAGCCUUCUUCAUAACAAGCAAGUGAAGGAGAGGCAAGCGAUGGAAAAAGCCAUCGUUGAUUACCGACAUGAGUACCAGCAGCCUCAGAGAGGCCUAGACGGUAGACGCACAGAGGACGGUGGGGCACAGAUGAUCCUCCCCGGUCUGGUAGGAGAAGAUCCAGACAGUAAGAGCAGACGACAGAGACAGAAGGAUCAGCUCAGAGGAUGGCUCAUUCAGCAGCAGAGCGAACGAGCAGCAGAACGGCGUCAACAAAAGAUGGAAGAGCAGUGCUACGACCAGAGCAGAGCAGAAAUGGACAGCAGAGCUCUGCAGCUUCACAGCCUGGAGGCUGAGAGGAGGAAAGCAGAAACCGUGGCCACCAAGGACUUCAACCUGGCCAAGAUUGAAGAGAAGGAGUGCCAUCGGAGAUCUGAUCUGAAUGAAGAAGGAGCUUCCAGCAUGAAUCACCAGCAGGAACCGCUUAUGGAUGAAGACGCCACAAACACCCCGGGCAUGAUGGGAGUGUCUGGUCCCAGCAGUGAACGGGGCGCUCCUUCAGAGAGUCUGCAGCAGCUCGUGCAGUUCCAGAAACUUCAGAUCGAGGAGAAAAAGAGGAUGGAGCAGAAAAAGAAACUGGAGGAGGAGCAGCUUGAUCGAGUACGUUUGGACUCGACUCGUUCAGCUCUGCUGAUCGAGCGUCAGCAGGCGAGACUGAACAAGGAGCUGAGACGACACCUGGACAGCACCAACCUCCACCUGGCCGAAACACACAAACAGCAGAAACCGGACAUUAAGAAAGGAGGCAUCGAUGACAGCUUCUUCUCCCAGUUCAACACAUGCAGCAGAUGA
Molecule: messenger RNA, 1062 nt
Organism: Cheilinus undulatus (humphead wrasse)
Lineage: Eukaryota; Metazoa; Chordata; Actinopteri; Labriformes; Labridae
Gene: ribc2
Product: RIB43A domain with coiled-coils 2
Exons: 7
Coding region: 1-1062 (353 amino acids)
Source: RefSeq, a predicted model, not a curated record